Molecule: messenger RNA, 579 nt
Organism: Neoarthrinium moseri
Lineage: Eukaryota; Fungi; Ascomycota; Sordariomycetes; Amphisphaeriales; Apiosporaceae
Exons: 4
Coding region: 1-579 (192 amino acids)
Source: RefSeq, a predicted model, not a curated record
AUGAAUGAUGAGCACGCAGAAGAAAUGCCGUUUGCUGCAGACGAGUUCUUGACGCCCAACUACGUGGCGAGGGCGGACGACCGCCCCUUUGGUGUUGGCGUGGCGCAGCCGCCUGAUCCUGCGAUACCGACCGCCGACGGCCCUUGUGGGGCUCGCCUGGGACCCGCCCGACCGAUUCCCUCGCCCGGCGCCGUGCACAGCGGCCUCUUGUACCUCUGUUUCCCUCAGCUGCCGGCCCCCGGUCCUCUUACCCUCCCUCAAUUCGACAUCCUGCAGCUGGUUGCAGCACUCGACAUAAUCAGACACGGCCAGGUACAUCCAACCCACGUCUUCCUCCUCGGCGGAGACCUCGCAAAGGUGCUCCGUGGCCAAGAUGAAGUGGCGCGCGCCGCUGUCCAGGAUGCUGGGGUUGCGGUCCCGUCGAGAGUUAGGCAAGGACGGCACGAAGAUGUCAAGCGGUGCGGGCGCGGGCUACCAGAGGUGAGCUUCCGUGCGCGGAUGGUCCUGCGGCGGGUGACAGCUAGGAUGCCAUACUUUGGUGCGCUCAGGCUUGGCGACGAGGCGGAGGAACAGAAGUGA